CUCAUAUUUUGGCAGUCUGCUUGAUUAUAUAUAUGUCCAUGGCCAGGCAGGUUAUAAGGUAGUUAAUCAUCAGACUAUUCACCAAUAUACUUACCUUUUCUACAAUCCCUUACCUGCCCGCACACAGUCGACACCAACCACCAUGAAGUUCCUAUCGUACACCUCCUUGUGCGCCCUUCUCGCCACCACGGCUGUCGCUCAACUCACCGAUGGCAAGGGAGAGAUCCACGUCGUCAAGAGCACCAGCCUAAAGGAUGCCUUGCCUGCAAACUCUAUUGGAUGUCUAGACGCGAAGGGCGGCUUUACCGAGACGGACUGCGCAACUUUCACAAUCAGCGACAACGGUCCCAACACGCUGUUCCUUUCUAGCGACGCUGGUAACUGCACAUUCUCGGACACCACACAACCUGCGAACACGGACAGCAGGUACGGCUCCAAGGCACAUGCCUUCGUCUGCCGGGAGGACUACAAAGUGGCAAACGUAGAUGCCUUUUACGGCAUUGAUGGACUCGACAACUUCCUAUGCCGUGGAAAUAUAGACUGCUUCUACGAUACCAAGAUCGUCGAUGGCGCCGCAUCACCUGUGUGGGAGUUCUUUUGGGGCUCUUAUCAGUAUGGGGUUCCCGCUGGCCACACUCAGGUCAUGUGGUACUGGAACAAGGUCUAAUCCGAGGCUAUGAGGAUGUUACCUUGCAUUAACGAGUAGCGAAAAGUUUGGAGUUAGGAUCAUAUGGAUGACCUAACCUGGGGUAUCUCGUGAUAUCUUAAGUUGAUCUCUGGUUUGGCACUGGUGCUUUCUGCUGGUAGGGUGGAGUCUGUGAAGACUUUUGUUUAAGCUUGUGCUCUUUCGUUUAAUCUAGCAACCUUGAUAAAUCGACUAUGUUCAGGCGCACCUUAGCCCAAUAGU
Daldinia caldariorum is the source of this 907-nucleotide messenger RNA. RefSeq lists its product as uncharacterized. NCBI's taxonomy places the organism in Eukaryota, Fungi, Ascomycota, Sordariomycetes, Xylariales, Hypoxylaceae. The transcript has 2 exons. The record is from RefSeq and is a predicted model, not a curated record. Bases 143 to 667 code for a protein of 174 amino acids.